This is a messenger RNA of Trichoderma breve, 1248 nucleotides long. RefSeq names its product mannosyltransferase (PIG-V) domain-containing protein. Gene Ontology annotation, cellular component: endoplasmic reticulum membrane; mannosyltransferase complex. The transcript has 3 exons. The record is from RefSeq and is a predicted model, not a curated record. The coding region runs from base 1 to 1248 and encodes 415 amino acids. Gene Ontology annotation, biological process: GPI anchor biosynthetic process. Gene Ontology annotation, molecular function: GPI mannosyltransferase activity; alpha-1,6-mannosyltransferase activity. NCBI's taxonomy places the organism in Eukaryota, Fungi, Ascomycota, Sordariomycetes, Hypocreales, Hypocreaceae.
AUGAAGCUCAUCCCCUACAAUGAGUCACGCCCAUUACACUCUCUCAUCACCGUCUUUACCGCCUGGAAAGCCUUCUUGCUGGCAAUAGCCCUCGGAACCACCGUCAGUCACGAUUAUGACACGUCAACGUCUCUCUUCUUCCAGAGCUUGUACGGCUCAAGCGCAAAUGCAUCAGCCCUCGCAACCCGGUUGACGCGAUGGGAUGCGCUGUACUUUAUGAAGGCUGCGCGCGACGGCUAUGUUUACGAGCAGCAAUGGGCCUUUGGAGCAGCGUUGCCGCUUUCUGUACGCGGCAUGCUGUGGCUCUUCAAGCCGUUAACACAUCUGGUCGGCGGUGAUGAUGCUGCCCUCGAGCCCUUAACGGCCAUCAUCUUUACGACCUUUUCUCACCUGAUUGCCGUUCUGGCUCUUCACAGACUCACUCUCAUUCUCUUUGGCAAUAAAACGCUAGCCUACGUGGCAGCGGUUCUGCACAUUCUCUCUCCAGCCGGCCUCUUUCUAUCCGCCCCGUACGGCGAGAGUCCGUUUGCCUGCCUGUCUUUUAUCGGCAACCUGCUCUUUGCCACGGGUGUCCAGCCCAGUUCUGGCGUUGGCAAACGGAUUCUAGCUUUUCUUGGCGCGGGCAUUUCGUUUGGACUGGCCACUGCUUUUAGGAGCAACGGCUUGUUCAGUGGGCUCCUGUUUGCCGUAGAAGCGAUCAGGGGUUUGCUCGCCUUUUUUCGCCAGCCGAGUAUUUCAAGGCUGGUCGUGCUCGCCUCCUUGAUCAUUGGCGGUCUCUGCAUUGCAGCAGGCAGUGUAGUACCGCAAACGGUGGCCUGGUUCAGAUAUUGCAAGGUUGAUCUCACUAACGCAGAGCCAAGACCAUGGUGUUCCCGCUUAGUACCCAGCAUAUAUACCUUUGUUCAGGCCUACUACUGGGAUAAUGGGUUCUUGAGAUAUUGGACCCCAAAUCAGCUGCCUCUAUUCAUAUUAGCCAGCCCUGUGCUCACGCUUCUUCUGAAGUCAGGAGUACAAGUUAUUCGUAGCUGGGCUGCGAUCCAGACAUUGGUUGCUGUCCUGGCAAUCACCAAUUUCCACGUGCAGAUUAUAACUCGACUGGCAUCUGGAUACCCCGUGUGGUAUUGGUGGAUAGCCAACAGCCUAGGAAAUAGUGAGACUCGCAAACUGGGCUCUGUGGUUGUUGUCUUUAUGGUCAUGUAUGCCGGUAUCCAGGGAGGCUUAUUUGCCUCGUUUAUGCCGCCAGCAUAG